GCGGGCGGCGGCCGGGUGAGAGGUCAGGGGUCGGGGGUCAGCGGCGGCCCGACCUCUAUGGCGGCGGAGGCCUCCUGAGCUGGGCCCGGCGGCGAAGGCGGCUCCUCCUGCUCCUCCGCUCCCACCAUGCACAGCCUGGCCACGGCUGCGCCUGUGCCAACAGCACUGGCUCAGGUAGACCGUGAGAAGAUCUACCAGUGGAUCAAUGAGCUGUCCAGCCCUGAGACACGGGAGAAUGCACUGCUGGAGCUGAGCAAGAAGCGGGAGUCUGUGCCUGACCUUGCCCCAAUGCUGUGGCACUCGUUCGGCACGAUUGCAGCUCUCCUUCAGGAAAUUGUAAAUAUUUAUCCAUCAAUCAACCCUCCAACUCUGACAGCGCAUCAGUCCAACAGAGUCUGCAAUGCCUUAGCUCUACUACAGUGUGUUGCAUCACAUCCUGAAACAAGGUCAGCUUUCCUGGCAGCUCACAUCCCUCUCUUCCUGUAUCCGUUCUUGCACACAGUUAGCAAGACACGGCCAUUUGAGUACCUGCGGCUCACGAGUCUGGGAGUGAUUGGGGCAUUGGUGAAAACUGAUGAGCAAGAAGUGAUAAAUUUCUUGUUGACAACAGAAAUUAUUCCCCUGUGCUUACGUAUCAUGGAGUCUGGCAGUGAACUCUCCAAAACGGUUGCUACAUUUAUUCUUCAGAAGAUCCUCCUGGACGACACAGGGCUGGCAUAUAUCUGUCAGACUUAUGAGCGGUUUUCCCAUGUUGCCAUGAUAUUGGGUAAAAUGGUUCUGCAGCUUUCCAAGGAGCCGUCGGCACGGCUGCUGAAACAUGUUGUCCGCUGUUACCUUCGCCUUUCCGAUAACCCCAGGGCACGUGAAGCGCUCAGGCAGUGCCUUCCUGACCAACUGAAGGACACCACCUUUGCCCAGGUCCUGAAGGAUGAUACCACCACGAAGCGCUGGCUGGCUCAGCUUGUCAAGAACCUGCAGGAGGGUCAGGUCACUGAUCCACGGGGCAUCCCUCUUCCUCCGCAGUGACUGUUGGGGGAGGUAGGGGAUCAGGGAAGAAACAGCUCAGGUUUACAAAGAACCAGGAACAGAUGACCUCUUCCACAACAAACUGGGCAUGCCAGCUGGCUUUCAGCCUGCCAGCUCAUAGGACCAUUCCACACAGCCAAAGGGCUGCUCUGUAGCAACGCAGCAUGCCUCUGGGGAUCACAACACCAGCAAAUACUGAUACUGCAGCUUAAGAAAUGAAUAAAAACAAUCUGUAGAGAUCCCCAUCUCUCCAGAAGGCUUGGCUGGCAUCUGUCCCUCCAUUGCCAAGAGGGAUAGUCCAGAAGUCCAUUUUUUCAGCUAGCUCAGUCUCUCCACAAGCGGUAGGUGACACAGGGUGCGUGAUGUGUCCUUCCAGUUCCUUGUCACUCCAUGUUUACAAGGCUGUUUAGAUGAGCAAGCUCAGUAAAAGCUGAUCCAGUUGUUUUAACUGCUCUUCAGACUGCUCCUCAGCUGCAGGUAGCCUGUGGACAGCUUUCUUCCCUGUAAGCACAUCCUUGCUCCUGGCUGUGCAUCCAGCUGGCACGGCAAGCUUCUCUCUUUCUUUUCUUUGGCACAAAGGCAGCAUCCGGAGCUGAGCCCACUGCAGUAUUGGCCCCAAGAGGAGGGUAGGUUACUUGUGAUGAAUCUGUGUGUCAUCAGCUGGGUUCUCAGGGCUCUGGGAGAGGAAAAGACAGCAGGACUGUGGUUCUUGUGCUGUAAAUAGUGCAUUUCCUCAGCUCCUGCAGCUAUAGACCAGUGUUAAGCAGAGGUCUAGCACAGCUAUUGCCCAGCAGGGUUGCUGACUGGUUUGUCAGACACUGCUCGGCGUUAGGGAACCUGCCUGGUGGGGGUCAGCAAUCUGCUCACUGAUGAUCCCCUGUCACAGGACAGCUGAGAGCUCCCAGCUCCAGGUAUUCCAGCUUCUGCCUUUGCUGCUGCCUGAGUGGCAUCCCUAAGUCCUGACCCCUUCCCCUUCCUCCCCAGUUCAUCUGGCAGCCAAGUACAUCCAUUUCAGCCUUGGCAUCUCCCUCAGCCCCACUGCAAUUAAACUGUCUGGACGAAGAGCCACUCACCUGCCUUCCCUGCACUGAGGGGUUAGCGCGGGUGCGGAAGGGGUGAAGCAGCUGAGGAGCUUCUCGGCUCUGCUGCGGCACAGCCUGUUCUGCUUGCACUUGGCUGCGGGCAAGCCUGGGCAGCCGCUUGUCCCCCCUGCUUUGGGUAGCGCUUCUCCCCGCCCCCAGCUGGUUUUGCUGAUCAUUGACAGUGUUGUGCCAGCAGUGUCUUAAAUCCCAUCUGGAUUCCCCUCCCUCUCGUCGGAGCCUUGCGUAACAAGGGCAGAGCACAGCCUCUUCUUUGCUCUCGGGGUCCGCUUUUAUAACCAUUGCCUUUUUCCUCCUUUCCACCCUGACUGUGACAGGGUAGGGUGUGAAAACGCUUCUGUUUUUGUAAAUUCAGAUUAAUAAAAAAUAAAACCCUAGUCAGCA
Messenger RNA from Rhea pennata, 2510 nucleotides. RefSeq names its product CCR4-NOT transcription complex subunit 9 (gene CNOT9). Gene Ontology annotation, biological process: negative regulation of translation; mRNA catabolic process. NCBI's taxonomy places the organism in Eukaryota, Metazoa, Chordata, Aves, Rheiformes, Rheidae. The transcript has 8 exons. Gene Ontology annotation, cellular component: CCR4-NOT core complex; CCR4-NOT complex; P-body. The record is from RefSeq and is a predicted model, not a curated record. The coding region runs from base 127 to 1026 and encodes 299 amino acids.